Fulmarus glacialis (Northern fulmar) is the source of this 1326-nucleotide messenger RNA. Its product is annotated as disintegrin and metalloproteinase domain-containing protein 9-like. Gene Ontology annotation, biological process: proteolysis; male gonad development. NCBI's taxonomy places the organism in Eukaryota, Metazoa, Chordata, Aves, Procellariiformes, Procellariidae. Gene Ontology annotation, cellular component: plasma membrane; external side of plasma membrane; sperm head plasma membrane. The record is from RefSeq and is a predicted model, not a curated record. The annotation marks the transcript as partial. Gene Ontology annotation, molecular function: metalloendopeptidase activity. The transcript is spliced from 12 exons.
CUAAAUGCAGAAUCUCCCUCAGGUUUUGUUGAAGCAUCGAGAAUUGUCUACUCCGAAGUAACAGUGCCCAGGCUGCUGGAGGCAACGGAUGGGACCUUCACAGAGAGCGAUAUGUCCUAUUUAAUAACGGCAGAAGGAAAACACCACAUCGUCCAUCUGAAGCAGGCAAAGAAUUUGAUAGCCAAGGACAUCCCAGUUUUCACGUACAGUCCAGAAGGAUACCUGAUAACCGAGUUUCCAUAUAUUCAGGACGACUGCUACUACGAGGGGUUUGUGGAAGGCUCCCCGGGAUCCAUCGUCGUCCUCAGCACGUGCUUUGGGCUCAGUGGAGUUUUGCAAAUUGGAGAUCUGAGGUACGAAAUCGAGCCCAUGGAGGGCUCCUCGACGUUUCAACACCUCAUUUACCGAAAGACAUUGGAAGGUGGCUCAGGUCAGCUGUGCCACGUGCCCGAAGAGCACAAGGACCAUCUGCCCGAAGACGGAGAACUUGUGAACGGGAAUCAUAAAAUCAAAGUAAUCCAGGAGGUUCCUGGUCUCCAGACCCUGCCCACCAGAUACUUGGAGCUGGCUCUGGUCACGAACACAGAGCUGUUUAAAGUUAACGACUACAAUGAAACCCUGAUGCUACAUCAGCUAAUUUCCAUAAGCAACCUCCUGAACACAGUCUACAAGCGCAUGAACCUGCAGAUCGUCAUCAGCGCGGUGGAGAUGUGGACCAGGAGGGACCAGGUGACGCCCGCCCACAGCCUGGCCCAGACGCUGGAGUUUUUUGCCACGUGGUGUCAGAGGGAUGCUGUCGGUCGCAUUAAUUACGACCAUAUCCAGUUACUGCUUGGCCAGGACUACAAGGAACCAGGAUUUGCCUGGAAGGGGACAACAUGCCAGACGAACUCCAUGGGUGUCGUUGCGUUCCCUGGCCACGACAUCGUCAGCGACGUGAUGACACUCGCCCACGAGAUAGGCCACAGCUUAGGCUUCAGCCACGAUGACGCCAAACAAUUUCAUGACAAAUUCUGCGAUUGCAACUGCACCCGCAAAGGAUGCAUCAUGCAAACAUCCCCGGGAUCUUGCUUGGCAUUCAGUAACUGCACUAUGGGAGAAUAUUACAAUGAAGUAAUAAGAAAAAAUCUACCUUGUCUACUCAACGUACCAUCUUUAAGGCCACUUCUUCCUGAACUCUGUGGCAACGGUGUCUUGGAAAAAGGGGAAGAAUGUGACUGUGGCAGUGACAAGGCAUGCCUCCAAGAAGGAUGCUGCAUCUCCUCCAGCUGCUUGCUCGCACCGGGGGCUUCUUGUUACAGAGGCGAAUGCUGUCACAAAUGUCGG